Molecule: messenger RNA, 1069 nt
Organism: Corylus avellana
Lineage: Eukaryota; Viridiplantae; Streptophyta; Magnoliopsida; Fagales; Betulaceae
Product: Peroxidase superfamily protein
Biological process (GO): response to oxidative stress; hydrogen peroxide catabolic process
Molecular function (GO): heme binding; peroxidase activity
Source: RefSeq, a predicted model, not a curated record
UUAACUUUGGCAAUUCUUGCAUGCAACAAUCUCUCUCUCCAUUUUCCUUCAAUGGAGGUUGUGAGAAUACUCACGGUUGCCCUUUUUUUGGCUCUGCAUGGCACUCAAACCCUGAGUGUGGAUGAUGGGUCUCUAGCCGUCGAUUAUUACAAAGAAAGUUGCCCCUUGGUGGAAGAUAUUGUGAGACGUGGUGUUGAGACUGCUGUGUUUAAAGAUCCUCGCAUGGCUGCCUCCCUCCUGCGCUUGCAUUUCCAUGAUUGUUUUGUCAUGGGGUGCGACGCUUCGGUUCUUUUGGACAGUGAGGGGAGCCUGGUGAGUGAAAAGCAAGCUGGGCCUAACCUCAACUCCCUACGUGGAUUUGAGGUGAUUGAUGAGAUUAAAUAUCUUUUGGAAGAGGCUUGUCCUUCUACUGUUUCAUGUGCUGAUAUUCUUGCCAUUGCUGCCCGUGAUGCUGUUGUCCACCAAGGUGGGCCAGGAUGGGAUGUCUCGAAAGGCAGGAGAGAUUCAGUGAAAGCAAGCUUCAAUGGUGCCAACGAGUUCAUCCCUGCUCCCAAUUCCUCUCUGGAGUCUCUCAUUGCCAAUUUUCAACAACAUGGCCUCGAUGUGGGAGAUUUGGUUGCUUUAUCGGGAAGCCACACAAUGGGAAAGGCAAGAUGUUUUAGCUUCAGGCAAAGGGUGUAUGAUGUGAGCACCCAACAUCAUGAUCCUUACAAGAGAUACACAACCUUCAGAAGAAUCCUACGGUCCAUAUGCCCAGAAUCAGGAAAGGACAACGAAAUUGCACCACUUGAUUUCACCACCCCAGCUAGGUUUGACAACCACUACUACCUUAACAUUCUCCAGGGAGAAGGCUUGUUAGGGUCUGAUAAUGUGCUGGUGACCCAAGAUCAUGAGGGGGAGCUAAUAGGGCAAGUGUGGGCUUAUGCCUCCAAUCAAAAGCUUUUCUUUGAUGCAUUUGCCAAAUCUAUUGUCAAGAUGGGUAACAUCAAUGUACUCACUGGAAAUGAAGGAGAAAUCAGGAAGAAUUGUAGGUUCCUCAAUUCCUAGCUCUGGAAAAAUGGGGCUUCUU